Messenger RNA from Blepharisma stoltei, 1553 nucleotides. The record is from the annotation of a GenBank genome assembly. NCBI's taxonomy places the organism in Eukaryota, Ciliophora, Heterotrichea, Heterotrichida, Blepharismidae.
AUGGCUUCUAAUAGCAACAGUCUCAUAUCAAUUGACUUCAGUUCCCAAUCAAUAAUUAGCCAGAGUUUUGAAGCUGGAGGUGUUGGGUUUGAUUCUUUAUCAAAAAAUAAAUACGGUCUUCGAACAGAAAAAUGCUUGGAAUCUUUAAAAUGCGAAGAACAAGUUUUUCUUGAUGAAGCUUUAGAAUGGCCAGAAUCUAGCAGCGACGAGGAGCAGGCAAAAAUUUUUGAUAGCCGAAAAUCUUUAUUAUCUGGAAAAGCGAAACAAGAAUUUAUAAAUUUUAGAAAAAAAGUCAAAGAUCAAAUAGUAAAGAUCAAACCAAAACUUCCGUCAUUUUUCCCACCUAAGGAGCCAGUUUCUGAAGCUAAUGUUUUGGGAUCAAUAUUCACAAGGAAAAAUCAAUAUUUCGAGCAAUUAGGUGACCACCUAAUACAAGGAAUUGAUGCAAUUCUUCCUCAUGGCUUAAUUACAGUAGAGCAAGAUAUUGGAUUUUUAUUGAGGAAAUCUAAGCUAAAAAUGGUAAAAGAUGCAAAAAGUAAAACCAGUGAAGGUAAAGAAAAACUUGCUUAUAUUGAACAAUUAAAAAGAGCUGGAAUUUCUUCGGUAGAAGCAACCCCCCGCAGCCCUUUUCCGGGUGAAAAAAUCACUUUUAUGCAGCAAGCUAUAGCAGCACAAAAAGGUGAAACUUUAAAACCUCCAGAAACCCCAAGACUCCCUCAAGAAGUAAAAAUUCCAGCCAAGAAUAAUUCUGGAAGCGAAAAAGAAAGCGAAGAAGCCACUUACAUAAUCUCUUGAUUGACUAGCAAACAAUUUUUGCUUUUAUUAGAUUAUAUUGUGCAAAUAUUUGGGCAAAGAAACUGGUCUGCUGUUUAAUAUUCAAUCUGCUAUUACCAAGUCUGAAUAAUAUACUUUUUACAAGUAAACCAACUUACAGGAAAUAUUUACAAGGUGCUAUAAUAUUAAAAUUAAAUUCCAUAUAUAAUAUAUGCAAACUUAAUAUAAGAUAUAUAAGCUAUUUUUCAAAAAGGUAAAAUUAGCCCACAUGGUAAACUUUAUGAUUUCACAUAAACAACUUUUGCCUUAUCAAAAAAAAUAAAGGGCUAUAAAUUUCGCUUUAAUUUAUUUGGAUGAAAAAAAAUAUAUGACUAAUGAAAUUCUAUCGCUACUAUUCAUAAAGGUUAGAAGAAUUAUCCAACGCUGCAGUCACAAAAGAGGAGAAAAUUGGCAUCUUAUCAAGAGCAGCCAUUUUUAAAGAAGAGUUCGAAAUAAAAGACAAGAAAAAGGCUUUCAAGAUGUGGAAGAAGAAAACCGAGAGAUUUUUAGAGAGAAAACUUGAAUUAGAUAAAAAAGAAAAAGAAAGAAAAGCAAAAUUAGUAGAAGAGCUUAGCUUAGUUCAGAAAGAUAAAAUGAUUAAUGUGAAGAAAGCAAAACCAAGCGGAAGAGAAUUAUAUUAUGAAAUGGAUGAGAAAAAAAUUGAAUUAGAGCAUGUGCUGCCGAGGAGGCUGUCGAAAUAUAUCAAAAAUUGCAAUAAUGUCUAUCGAAUAAAGAAAUAA